CUCGCUUGCAACACGACAUUAUUCUCCUGCCCUCAACAUUGUCAACAGAGUAUACCACUGUCCUUCUUUUCACCAUGGCAAAAUCUGCCCGUUCCUCUGACACGAAGCGUAACAAUGCUAACCUUCGCAAAAGAGUGUUUGGUCCUGCAGCAGACGCUCGAACCGCAAGGCUUUCUGCAAAACUUCAAGAACUGGCCGCCAAAUCUCGACCUACCGAUGACAAAAUUAUGGAAGUUGACAGCGCUUCAGUACAAAGAGAAAAGGACCAGAAAAAAGACCAACAAUCUUUAACCAAGGACAAUGAUCAAGACAUGGACCUUGAUGGUCAAGAGGCACAACCUGUCAGGUCCAAAAAGGCUGAAAAAAAGCGUAUCGCCGCAAACAAAAUUCACAAGGUGUCAAAAAGAAAGCCGAGAAAUCAGAUGGUCUUCUCUUCUGAGCGUGCACGCAAGGCAAAGAUGGCUUCGAAGAAAUCUCGCUGAAGUCACUGAUCGACAUUGCGGUGUAAACAGGUCAACAUGAUCCAACACUGCUUCGAGGCACAUGUUCAAAAUUCAGGAACCUUUCUACCACGGGGAUGUGGACAAUGACCUGCAGAGAAUACCUACGAAACCACUCUCGGAGCAAAAUGACCCCUCCUACCGCAAACUGGGCGGCACAGCCCCUGUCUAAUAUACUUGAGAAGAUCAUGAGUGAAGCAGAAGCAUCAUAUCUUCAGAUGUCUCAUCUUGGCCUCAAGCAUAUCCAUCAGCAGUCUCCUACGCUGCUGUGGAAUACUAGACUCAAGAUUGCCACUAUAUUGCGCUAGAGACGGGCAUUGGCCUGCGCGAGUUUGGGAGAUUUGGGCCAAAGACCUCACGAACCAGUACCGCGUGCCUACUCCAUUCUCCAGAGCGCGGCAUUGACCUUGAACUCGACACCUUUGAAUUUCUGAGCGAGAACAAUUUGGUCCGGUCUCAAAACUAAUCCUGUCAAAAGUCACGAGAGUCUACCUGCUCUAUCUUGGGAAUCUUGUCUCGCAAAGGUCGAUUACAAAAACCGUCAACAUCCUCCAGAUUCGACCGCAGACUGGACCAUACUCUAUGCCUUCGGAGCCUACCGCAUGGCAAAGGCCGCAUUAAGUUCGACACCUGAUUAUGUGCAAUCAUGUCAAGGUCAAAGGGUCAACAAUGGUGGGGUUGGGUUGAUAUGCUACAGACGGGCCGAUCCUACAGCGAUUUGAAUCAUAGUUUAACAAAGGAUCCAAUUAGACUUUUCAUGAAUCAUG
This is a messenger RNA of Exophiala mesophila, 1267 nucleotides long. RefSeq lists its product as uncharacterized. Lineage: Eukaryota; Fungi; Ascomycota; Eurotiomycetes; Chaetothyriales; Herpotrichiellaceae. Gene Ontology annotation, cellular component: preribosome, large subunit precursor. The record is from RefSeq and is a predicted model, not a curated record. Bases 75 to 482 code for a protein of 135 amino acids. The transcript has a single exon.